AUGUUGUUGCUCGAGACAAAGCUGGGCCUCGCCCUUGGCCUCCUGCUUCGCUUGGCGUCGGCUUACGAUUGUCCUGUCGUCACGAGAGAGGCCACUACGAACUACGGAGCGGGCAUCAGCGACGAAGCUCAUGAGGGCUUGACACCGUUUGAGCUGGGAACGUGGAAGGGCGUCGUGGCAUUCAACGAGGAUCAUUGCGUUCAGAUGUGUUGCGAGAGGCUGGAGUGCUUCGUGGCGGUGUUCGACCACGCCGAAGCUCUGUGCUACCUGAAAGCGGCGGCCGCGUUGGAGUCGACUGCCUUUGUCUCUGAAGAGGGAUUCACUACUUUCGAAUUGUCCGUCCGAGAAGGCGACCCGUCACCUGUGGCGACGGAACCAACGGAGUGUCACGGCAAGAGGGGUGUGUCCUUUGACUUCAAGGAUGCCGAUGACUUGGACGCGCUAGCUCCCGGCAUGUCGUGGUGGUACAACUGGAGCCCGGCCAUCAUUGCAUCGGAGGUGAAGAUCGCUCAAUCCUCGUCCGGUUGCGAGUACAUCCCCAUGAUCUGGGGCGAGAAGGACUUGGACUCGACGCGCUUGGCGAACUUGGCUUCACUCGGCCAGUCUUCGCACAUGCUCGGGUUCAACGAACCCAACUUUGGCUCUCAGGCGAACCUGACGCCGCAGGAAGCUGCGGCGCUUUGGUCGACGGUGAAGAGCGAGGCAGCCACGCUUGGCGCGGAGAUCGUGUCUCCCGCGGUGAACUUCUGCGGAGGAGACUGCACCAAGGAGGACCCUUACGAAUGGCUGGACGAUUUCUUUUCGGCGUGCGAAGGCUGCGACGUCACUGCAAUCGCUGUGCACAUCUACACCUGCGAGGUACGCUACCUCAACAAGAUCCUGCACGGCUACCUCAAGUACGGCCUCCCUAUUUGGAUCACGGAGUUUGCUUGCGCUGAUGACGCUGCCUACAUGAACGAGGCGUCCCAGGCCGCCUACCUCGCCGAUGCCCUGACGCUGCUAGAGUUGCACCCAUCGGUGGCCCGCUACGCCUGGUUCACCGGGCGAGGCGGAGACGACGUGGGCGUGACCGGAUCAGACCUCCUGUCUGCGACCGGCGUGUUGACGAAAGUCGGGAGCGUUUUCGUGGAAACGUACCAGGACUUGCAGCGCUGCGAAGACAUGACCUCUUCUCUGAGCACGGGCAUCUUGCCAUCGUCCACUCCGACCAACAUUGCCGAGCCCGGCACAAUGACGGGAAUGACAGACGUCGACCCCGAGGCGACCGAGAUCACGAACGUUGUCAUCGGUAACCUGGGUGGGACCGGCACGUACAUGGAUGUCGUCGGCAUGGACCCUGGAGCAGACAUGCACUGCCCUUCCACGGAGGCGGCAUGCGUGCAAAAGGAGGUCUCCGUGAGCGGAACGCUGGCUCCGUUCGAUGAGGCUGUUUCGGUAGCGUUCCGUGGCCCCAUGAACAUCCACAACAUCGUCUGGUUCGAAGGAGAAGCGGACUCGUUGAGCAAGACCUCCGCUUGGACACCUGUCACGUCGAACAACUUGGUGUUCAUGACAAACCAAGGUGGAUACACCGAAUGCUCUGGCGAAUGGACCAUCUGCGGAGGCAGCAGCCAGAGCUACGCAGACGAGACGGGCAGCUCGUGUGCGAGUGAGCCCAAGCAGUUUAGCGGUGUGUUGGGCGGCGAUCAGGGCGUGAACAUCAUGACAAGCACGGAGUGUGCGGAUGAUUCUACGUGCGGGUUCUACCGAGAUACGGGCAUGGAGGGCUGGAGCGGCGGCCUCGACGGCUCCAAGGUGGUGCGAACGGCGCAGUACGGGUGCAACUGCCGAGGGGCCGGUGGGAACGGGGGCUGCGGGGAGUUCGACAUCGUGGAAGCGGUCAUCGGCGUCGACCACGCCGACAUGAUGUUCACGACGGUGUACGACUUCAAGGGAACCGGCGCCCCCGGGCACGGCAAAUACUUCAACAGGCCAUCGUCGCCGGCCCACUACGCGGCCAUUUUCAGGGGGGGCGAAGAUGCGUACCUCCAGGUGGUGCAGCUCACAGAAUUCGACUACAGCCAGACCACGUUGUCCGGGCUGUGGCUGGACGACCUGAAGCUGGCGUCCACCGAGAACCACGACGUGUACGACGUGCCAGCUUGAUCGGGAUGCCGCUGCCAUAAAGUUCUUUCGCGAGGGACACGUCAGGCCAUCUCAGGCGCACCCGCCCUGCUCACGCUGGAUAUUGCAUACCACAUCAGUAUCAGCAUUCUCGAUGUAACGAUGUCUAUUAGUACGCAUUAGAGAAGACACCUGUAACAAUCGUCAACGGCGAGCCCGGUGCAGCUGUGGACAGAUGUACAACAAGCAAGCACGGUGUGUUCGUUUCCGGACCAGAAAGACGUUCAUGUCGCGCGUCCGAUUUUGUUUUCGCGUUUUCGCCCCCGUACAGUUGGAGGAAACAGUAACAUUGGUACGUGCCAAUAACAUUGGUACGUGCCAAUGGUGUGUAGACGGGACUUCUUUUAUCUCCCGGUUUUAGACUCGACAACACGCGGGCUGCCAUUAGAACGCACAAUUUGGUGAAGUACGCACGUGUGAUGUCGUUUUUAACUAGGAGGGUUCUUUCUCCCUUCUCUCCUACUUCAGUAUGUGACUGCGUUCGUGAUUUUAAUUUUGUCGCCUUCGCGCGAGAUUCCUUUGUUGGUUGCCGUUGCACACACGGCUGAUUUGACAUCCACCGUGUUUAGCCUGUCGCACAUUGUGUUUUGUCGCCGCGCUUCGGUGUUGUACGUUGUUUUUGUUUUGUGUCUUGUUCGAGGUGCUUUGUUAGUUAACAACACAAGUCCACCGGCUUGUUGUUUACCUGUUUCUUAUUGUCACCCUUCAAGGUGCGUCUUAUUUGAAGGCGUUUCUUCUUAGUUCAGUUGUUGUGGCGUUUCAAUCAGCGACGUACGCACCGUAGCACGUCUUCGGUACUUUGCUUUCUCGGUUGUUUAAGGUGUGUGCUAUCGUAGCCCUGACGCGUUUCUAUUAUUCCCUAGAAUAGAAGUGAAAGUUGUUGUACGAUCAGCGUCGUGUGCGAUGCUUGCGUCGGGAAGGCGUGGGCACCUUUGAAGCUGUGACAUCAGGAUCAACAACCUCGAUUUCGACCUCAUAUGCUUACGCUUAUGCUUUUGCCUACUUGACGGCGGUCUCCGUAGCAGCGGUUGCGGAAGUGGUCAGUCUAGAGGAUAGGACGCGAUUCCGGCCACAGUGCCAGUGUUAGGGUACACCCGAGACGAAAUGGUGCCCUCGUUGAGGGUCUUGUUGCAAUCGCGAGCAAGUUGGUGUUGGACCUUAGUACACCAACAACCAUCGUAUCGGUGCUGGGGAUAGAUGCUGUCUAGGAGGAAUGUGUGAUCUUACAUGGGAGUUUUUGUUCUUGACCUUAUCUGUGAAGCGCUUCUGAUACAUCCAGGGGUUGGUUUCGUCCCAACAUGAACACUUCCCGGCGUCUGGGGUGCGAGAGAUAAGAAGGUGCUGUAGUGUGCUUGGUUUGUGCAGUGUAUUUAGCAUCGUUUAUUUGUUAGGAAUUCGUUCGUUGCACGGUUGGUGGACCUGUUCCAAGAUUUCUUUUUGUGUCUGUACCUCCUUGUGGGCCUCUGAUCGAUCAAAUGUCAAUGUGAAUUGGACUUUCUUCACCUC
Messenger RNA from Ectocarpus siliculosus, 3669 nucleotides. Lineage: Eukaryota; Phaeophyceae; Ectocarpales; Ectocarpaceae. The record is from the annotation of a GenBank genome assembly.